GAGAAGGUCUGGUCCAGGUGUACACAAGACCAGCUGGCGAGACUCUCUGUCACCAGGACUAAACACGCUCUAACACAACCUACCAGGGACAAAUACCGUCUCUGUAUGGCAUCUUGAUACAUAAGUUAAUAGUGAUCAGCGUCCAAGAGUCGUAGAGCUGAGAAAUAUGGAUCCCGUGGCAGGACUGUUGAUCAUGUCCAUUGCAAUGUUCAUGGGGUGUUAUGGCUCUGGGUAUAUACCUCUCAAGAUGCCCAUGUCUGAGGAUCGCCUGGAGAUGAUGACAACACUAGGUGCAGGUUUACUUGUAGGAACAGCACUGGCAGUCAUUAUACCAGAAGGAGUCAACACAUUAUUCAGCAUGCCACAUGUCCACAAAGUCAGUCCGAGUGAGCCCCAUGAUGAAGUUGCCCACGAAGAGAGCUCUCAAAUGGAGCCUCACGUUCUCAUUGGUCCAUCUCUCCUCUUUGGCUUCCUUUUUAUGCUUCUCAUUGACCGGUUUUCAGGAGGACACCGGGCACCAGCCGAUGCAGAGAGUAACGGCAGUGGUAGGAGCAGUAGGCCUUUCACAGCCACACUUGGUCUGGUGGUACAUGCAGCAGCUGAUGGCAUUGCUCUGGGCGCAGCUGCUGCUUCCUCACAGACGGACGUUGAGAUGAUCGUCUUCUUUGCAAUAAUGCUCCAUAAGGCCCCAGCUGCAUUUGGCCUUGUCACCUUCCUCAUGCAUGCUGGUCUGGAUAAAAAUAAGAUCCACCGACACCUUAUAAUAUUUGCACUUGCUGCUCCAAUUGGCACUGUAUUAACAUACAGCGGCAUUAUGCAGAGUGGCACAGCAUCUUUAUCUUCAUCUCGGAGUACGGGUAUUGCUCUGUUAUUCAGCGCUGGCACCUUCAUUUAUGUAUCUAUUGUUCACGUCCUGCCGGAAUUGUCAAGCCACAGCCACGAUGUUGGAGGAGGAGGAGGCAUCGACCACCUCUCCCGCACGCAGUUAUUCUUCCUCAUCGUUGGUUUUCUUCUCCCGCUUGUCCUUAGCAUUGAACACCACCAUUAGUAAAAGGUGGCAACAGUAGCAUAAAGCUCAUUGCCACCUGCUCAUCUGAUUUCAUCGUGUUUAGCUUUGUCUGCGCUAAACCGUCUUCUUGUGAUAUAAUAUUGUUUAAACAGGUUUCCAUUUUGGGAAUAUAAUGUUGGGAACUCUUUCAUCUUAUGUUGAUUAAGAACAGUAACUCACUGGGGGGAAGUGAACCACUCGACUGUUGGUUUGUUAAGUACGAGCAGCUCACACUCAUACAUAUUUUGUAUUUCCAGUGUAUUAUUGUGUAUCUUGGGUGUAAUAUAGGGGUGUACUUCUCAUGGGAAUUAGUUUACUUAUUUUUAAAGUACUGGCAUAGUUAAAAGUUCACAGAGAAGUAACUUAAGUAACUGGUGUAUGUAGCCAGGUGAGGUCCCAGCCCUAAAGUAACUGGUGUAGGUAGGUUAGGUCUCAGCACAUAGUAAGUUAAGUCACCUAGAAGACACAGGCACAUAAGCCUUGUAUAUGCAACUCUUGCCAGAGCAGAGUCCUGAUGAUCCAAACUUUUUAUUUUAUAUACAUUUCCAUGUCAAGUGGGUAGUGGAACCUAAGGACACAAAAUGAUCAAACUUAUCAAAGGUCGUUGUUGUGGAUAAUCAGGAUUUUAAUGCAACAGGUCUUAAAGAGUAGAAUUAUUGUUAACACAGAUCAUAUCUGUCUAUAAAUUAACAAGUCAGUCUGUAACUCUUGGUUGUGUACAAGAUAUUGUAUUCUUAUUGUAUACAAUUUAGUUCAACUGUAUGAAACCGAUACACUUUAUAAUGAAAUUGCAAAAUGAGUCUCCUUUAACACCAUUUAAUGUGCUUCUUGGGGGGUGUGUGUGUGUGUGUGUGUGUGUGUGUGUGUGUGUGUGUGCGCGCGCGCACGCGUGCGCUUGUGUGCGCGCAUGCGUGUGUGUGUGUGUGUGAAUUGACAUAUGAAAAUAAAGGCACAGGUUGAAAAAUAUCCAAAAGAACAUACAUGGUACAAUAGUAAAUUGGGGGAGAGAAGGAUAAGCAUAUAUAUUUAAUGCAGAUUUAGUACAAAAAAGGAAAGUUGAAGGGAAUAUUCAAGACAUCUACAAAUUUUUGAUAAUGUUUCUUAAUGGUUGAAAUAGAGUUGUUCAUUUAGCAGUCAUGUAGAGAGAGUGUAUGUGUGUGUGUGUGUACAUGCAUUGGUGUACAUAUGGUGUAGUCACAAGUGUGUUUAUAUACAUGUAUUGUAAAUCAGUGAUGAACAAUAUCUACACUUCUUUUAGCAUUUGAUAAGUUAUUGCCGUGAAGGCACACGACCCAUUGUAACAAAAAUAUGUUUUUAAGUUGUCCCUUUCACGGUCUGACUUUCAUACCAUAUAAAUUAUUUAUUAACGCUUCAGGAAGCAAUAUUAGUAUUGCAGGCUUCUUUACUCCACAGAGAGUACCAGUACUGUACUGUACUUCAAUAACAGCAUUCCAAUGAUUUUACCAGUGUAACAGAAAAUGUACCAAAAUGUAGACAUCCUAGGUAAGAUAUUAAACUUUGUGCUAAGACAUGAUCAAAAUAUUGUUUACAAAAUUAAAUUUUUGUGUUUUAUGUCUUUCGAAGCAGCAAAAACAACCAGUAGGGUGUGUGCUGUAGACAGUAUACAAUAUGCUAGUCAUUGGCUUUCAAUUAGAAUUUUGAUAUUUUUAUGAUACACGCAGUAUUGACUUGAGUUCUCUUACUCAGAGAAUAUUGUUACAUGUGGGUCAUUAUUGUAAUGAUAAAGAUUUUGUGAGGGAUAUUAGUUAAAGAUGAAUUAUAAAUGAUGUAUUAUGUGUAUUUUCUAUGGUAGCUCUAGAUUUAAUAAUAUUUAAUUUUCAUGACAACCUUAAUUGUAUCGACAUAUGACAUGACUGUCAUGUAUGUCUGACACAUUUUCUCUCAAGUUUUAUGUGUAUCCUCUCUUCUACCUUUAUAUUUUAUUACCUUCAUUUUAUUACCUUCAACCUUACUCAAUUUCUUUCAACUUAUCAAACUCAAUUGUGUUCCUUUCUUUCAUUUUUGGUACCACCUUAGUCUUUCAAUUAAUUUUUGUAUUUAUAUCACCACAUUUGAUUUCCUCAUCCCUCCUAUAUGAACUCUGAUAAUGAUACAUCCUCACAGAAUUCAUCUCAUUCUACCACUGUUAUGUUGCAUAGACUAGCACACAUGAACUAGCUUGGAACAUGUGCAAUACAGUGGCCUUUCAUCUUUAGGAUAACUUCCAUGAGAAAAAGGUUAGGCAGACUGGUACUGUCAUUGUGCAUGUUGUGUGUGAGUCUGUCAGUGGAAGCUAAUCAAAAAUUUGUUCUGACAACGAGUCUAAAAUUUUGGGUGGUUCAACUUGAUAUAAUUUUUACUUUUUUGUGCUUUUUUCUCAUUGGAAUCCUGAGUAAUCACAGACUCACUUCAUUCUUUCAGUCAUAUUUCAGUAACAAAUGUUUUCUUCAAUGGUAUAAUCCCUCCAAAACAAGGCCCCAAAAUACCUUCCUGGUCUACACGUCACUGCACACAACCGAACAUCACCACCCUUCACCAGGCAUGAUAAUUACCCCUCAGAGAUAUGUAACUUAUAUAGUACAGUAUGUACAGUAGCUAAAACAAUUAUCUGUGCAGGUGGGGGUGACUAGUGACAGCCCUCAUAUACCAAAAUUUAUCGUCCAUGGUCUCAUAUUGUUUCCCACAAAAUGUGCCCAGAUAGUUGUUUUAGCUACUGUACAUGUUAAAUAUUUAAGGUCGCUGGUCAAGGUCACUGUAUCCAACAAACUGACCAGGCAAUUUGCGUAUUUUGUGGCCAUUAUUUUGUAUUUGUCAUUGAGACCUCUCGUGUGACAUGGCUAUAAUGUUGAAAUAUUUAACAGAGUGCUUGGUGUGUCAGUUGUAAGAGCAGAUAUCUGAAAUAAGUAAUUGGAAAUUAUUAUUUUUACUGUAGCAUGGGUGAAAAUGAUGGAUGAUUGGUGUACAUGUUAAUAAUUAAUUCAGAUGGUUGAUAUGGAUGAAGAAAUGUGUCGAUAAUUUCAGACGGGUGAUCGGUAGAAAACGUAAUCAAUCAAAUGGAUAAUUAUGUAAUUCUGUUCAUGUCAUCAUUGUAUUGUAUCCAUCUUAUAUUUUUAAUUUUUUGGCACAUAAUCAAAUGCAGCAUCUUGUUAUAUAUUUUCUAUAAAUUUA
Homarus americanus (American lobster) is the source of this 4216-nucleotide messenger RNA. It is a transcript of the gene Zip102B, whose product is annotated as zinc transporter ZIP9-A-like. Gene Ontology annotation, biological process: zinc ion transport; transmembrane transport. Gene Ontology annotation, cellular component: membrane. NCBI's taxonomy places the organism in Eukaryota, Metazoa, Arthropoda, Malacostraca, Decapoda, Nephropidae. The record is from RefSeq and is a predicted model, not a curated record. Bases 167 to 1048 code for a protein of 293 amino acids. The transcript has 7 exons. Gene Ontology annotation, molecular function: metal ion transmembrane transporter activity.